UCUCUCUCUUCUUAGCUACUGAUCACCACCUUCUUCUUAAAUCUCUCAUCUUCUGCAUUACACUACCAAAAAAUAAACAUUUCUCUCUUUCAAGAUUCAUAUCAAUGGCUUGCUUAGAGGUGUGUAAGCAGGAGAAGUUCAAAGAAGAAGAAGAAGUUCGAACUCUCGACGGAACUAUUGAUUGGCAUGGUCGCCCUGCAAUCAGAGGAAAAUCUGGAGGAUGGUUCGCUGGAAAUAUCAUCCUUUUGAAUCAAGGUUUGGCAACCCUGGCAUUCUUUGGAGUUGGGGUGAACUUGGUGCUGUUUCUCACAAGAGUUUUGCAGCAAAACAAUGCUGAGGCUGCUAACAAUGUAAGCAAAUGGACUGGAACUGUCUACAUCUUCUCUCUUGUGGGUGCCUUCCUAAGUGACUCCUACUGGGGAAGAUUCAAAACUUGUGCCAUCUUUCAAGUCAUAUUUGUCAUAGGGCUGGUUUCACUUUCACUGUCAUCAUACAUUUUCUUGAUCAGACCGAAAGGUUGUGGCGAUGAGCAGACUCCAUGCGGGUUGCAUUCGAACUUGGAGAUGGGGUUAUUUUAUCUCUCAAUCUACCUUGUUGCUCUAGGAAAUGGUGGAUAUCAGCCUAACAUAGCCACAUUUGGGGCUGAUCAGUUUGAUGAAGAGGACCCCAAGGAAGGGCAGUCAAAGGUGGCCUUCUUUAGCUACUUUUACUUGGCUUUGAACCUUGGUUCCCUCUUCUCCAACACCAUAUUGGGGUACUUUGAAGAUGAAGGCAUGUGGGCACUUGGAUUCUGGGUUUCAGCUGGCUCCGCUCUUGCCGCAUUGCUCUUGUUUCUUGGAGGAACAAAGAGGUAUAGGCACUUCAAGCCAAGCGGCAACCCUCUCGCCAGGUUUUGCCAAGUCAUUAUUUCUGCAACUAAGAAAUGGAGGGUUGAGAUGCCUCCAAGAGCAGAGGAUUUAUACAAUAUCGACGGAACGGAUUGUUCUAUGGCUGGUAACAGGAAGAUCCUUCACACGCAUGGGUUCAAGUUUCUUGAUAGAGCAGCUUUUAUCUCAUCUAGAGAUUUGGAUGAGCAGAAGCCGGGUCAGUACAACCCCUGGCAUCUCUGCCCCGUCACACAAGUAGAAGAAGUUAAAUGCAUACUGAGACUGAUGCCAAUUUGGCUCUGCACCAUUCUCUACUCAGUAGUCUUUACACAAAUGGCUUCUCUUUUUGUGGAGCAAGGUGCAGCCAUGAAAACUACAGUGUCAAACUUCAGAAUCCCACCUGCAAGCAUGUCAAGCUUUGACAUUCUCAGUGUGGCAGCUUUCAUAUUCCUUUACCGCCGAGUUCUGGAUCCACUUGUGGGCAAGCUAAGAAAGAAGAACUCUAAAGGGCUAACCGAGCUUCAGAGAAUGGGAAUCGGCCUUGUUAUAGCGAUCAUGGCAAUGCUUGCAGCUGGGAUUGUCGAGUGCUACAGACUGAAGUAUGCCAACAAGGACUGCACACAUUGCGAAGGUGCAAGCUCCUUGAGCAUCUUUUGGCAAGUUCCACAGUACGCAUUCAUCGGGGCAUCUGAAGUUUUCAUGUAUGUAGGUCAGCUGGAAUUCUUCAAUGCACAGGCCCCAGAUGGGUUAAAGAGUUUCGGAAGUGCACUCUGUAUGACAUCAAUCUCUCUGGGGAACUAUGUAAGUAGCUUGCUAUUGACAAUGGUUGUGAAGAUCUCAACCGUCGACCACAUGCCCGGAUGGAUACCUGGAAACCUCAACAGGGGUCAUCUAGACAGAUUCUACUUCCUCUUAGCCGGCUUAACGACAAUAGAUUUGGUUGUGUAUAUCGCCUCUGCCAAGUGGUACAAGUGCAUUAAGCUGGAAGGAAAAUGUGGAGAAAGCAAUGAGAAAGACAACUAUGAAGUCUGAUGUUAUAUAAUAAACAUCAGGCUGAAAUGUUAAAGCCCUAUUGUACCAACUUAUAUAAUAAGAAGGGGGAUGGGGGGGAAGCACAAACACUUUAAAUUGGGAUCUUUAAGAGCAAGAGAAACCUAUUUUUUUCUCAAAGCUCCUCACUCAGUAUGCAGUAAACCUGACUCCAAAGUGGUUCUUGGAGCCGGGUUGGGUAAAGGGCUGUGAAGAGGAGAGUGACAUUUAGUAAAAGGUCAU
Molecule: messenger RNA, 2138 nt
Organism: Pistacia vera
Lineage: Eukaryota; Viridiplantae; Streptophyta; Magnoliopsida; Sapindales; Anacardiaceae
Product: protein NRT1/ PTR FAMILY 7.3
Exons: 5
Coding region: 105-1898 (597 amino acids)
Biological process (GO): transmembrane transport
Cellular component (GO): membrane
Molecular function (GO): transmembrane transporter activity
Source: RefSeq, a predicted model, not a curated record